GAGAGAGAGAGGGAGAGGGAGAGAGCUAGGGGAGGGGGAGUAAGAGAGAGAGGGAAUGCCUGUUAGAUGCGUCUGCCGGUAAUAGCACAUCAGCCACAGCGCUGCUACCAGAGAGAGCUGAACACCGUGUGUCUAGCCCGUGUUUCAAAAAGGACUGAGCGCACUGGAGUGCUGGAGGAAAGCAGGGGCUCUCAAGCAGAAAAGGAAACAAAAAAAAAAGGCAGGGAAGGAAGAGGAGAGUGAGUGUGGGUGGAGGAGAGUGAGAGAGAGAGAGAACACGCGCAUCAGAGCUCAUAUGGGAUGCUGAAGGCUACGGCGGUAGAGAGGAGAGAGAGGCACGGCAGAGAGUAGUGGUAAGAGACCAGAAGAGAGAGGGAUAGAGAGAGAGAGAGAGUCAGCGUCUCUCUUGGUUGUAACGCGUCUCUUCCACAGAAAUUAGUGCUGAGCUCAGAAGAGGGGGGGGGGGGAGCGUGGAAGUAAAGCAGCUGAGCGCUGGAGGUCCUCAGGGGGUCGGAGUCCCUGCUGGAAUAAGUUGGCACUGUGCGGAGCAGCGUGCCACGAGAGAGAGAGAGAGAGAGAGAAGGAGAGAGAGAGAGAGAGAGGAGCACGCGGUGACAUUACAGGAGAGGCAGAGGGACACGUUUUUAAACUUCCUCCCACAAGGACGUCCUGCGUUGGGAAAAGGCUUCUUAGAGGACCACGCUGUGCGGCUAAUUUAGGACUAUCAGGGCGCGACAAGCCAAGAGCGGAGGACACAUAAGCCUGGCAGAGGUGCCUAUCCAGCUCAGACCUUCUCACUUCACCCCCCUGGAGAUUCACUGAUCCGGGCUUUGAUUCGACUCAACUUAGCCCUCAGCACUGGAACUCGGAGUGGAUUUUCUUUUGCUUUUUCGUUGCUCUGUUUCGCCACUCCCCCCCCCCCCCCCCUAAUCCAAACUGAAAUAUAUAUCCAUUUUGUUGAGUUGCAUUUUUUGGACUUUCCUUAGAAGACGAGACCCUUUGCAGGCGGCAGGGCUGCACUGUGCGUGCCGUCCUCUCUUGAGACUAUGGUAGACAGUGUGUCAGGCAGCCUUCUAUCCAGCGCCACAGCCCCAGAGCAUGGAGAAGUCCAGCAGUGACGAGUCAGCCAUCCACCGCAGCCCGUCCCUGGACAGCCACGAGUCCGACUUCGCUCGAGCCUCCAGCUCCGGCUGCCCGUUCGGAGGCCGAGGCUUCACGGCCGGUGCCUUCUACGGCUCCACGCGGAAGCACAACAACAACACAUCGGCCGGCGCUCAGCAAGGCGCCGCGUCCGGAGGCGCCGCCGCCAACGCCGCCACCGACGCCAACGCCGGCGGUCCGGCGGGAGCGGACAAGAGCGGGAAGAAGUGCGGAUCGCCCAAGGGCAGCAAAUACGUGGUGUUUUACCUGGAUCUAUCCUUUGUGUUUCUUCUAGAGUUCAAGAAGUGCAACAUGGCACGCGGCUGCCUUUGCUGUCUCAAGUAUUUGAUGUUCCUCUUCAACCUCAUCUUCUGGCUAUGCGGCUGUGGGCUCCUGGGAGUGGGCAUCUGGCUCUCGGUGUCUCAGGGCAGCUUCGCCACCUUCUCGCCUUCCUUCCCCGCGCUCUCCGCUGCCAACAUGGUCAUCGCCAUCGGCGCCAUCGUCAUGGUAACGGGCUUCCUCGGUUGCCUGGGAUCCAUCAAGGAGAACAAGUGCCUGCUUCUGAGCUUCUUCAUUGUCCUGUUGAUAAUUCUCCUGGCGGAACUCAUUCUGCUCAUCCUGUUCUUUGUGUACUCCGACAAGGUGCGAGAGAACGCCAAGCAGGAUCUAAAGGACGGACUGGCGCUCUACAACACAGACAACAACGUGGGAUUACGCAACGCCUGGAACAUCAUUCAGGCGGAGUGGAAGUGCUGCGGUGUGACUGCCUACAGCGACUGGCACGACGCGCUGAAGGACAAGUUUGUGCCGGACCGCUGCUGCCAGGAGCACUACCAGGAGUGUGGUCGCAACUCCACCAACAUGUUCUGGAGCAGGGGCUGCUUUGAGAAGGUGGAGGAGUGGCUGGACGACAACAAGCACCUCAUGGGAACCGUCGCCAUGGUGAUCUUGGUAGUGCAGCUUCUUGGCAUGGCGUUCUCCAUGACGCUCUUCCACCACAUCCACAGAACGGGGAAGAAGUACGACGCAUAGCCUUUGGAAGGAGCCCGGUGGAGAGCGCUCUCACCGCUCAUCACUGCCUGAUGGUACAGACUCUGGAUAGCCACCCCUGCCCGCCAUUGCUUUGUAUCCAGUCCCAUCAAUCCUCUCCUGGGAAAAUGUCUGCUCAGAUGUCCCCCCCUCCCCCUUUCUCUCUCUUACCCCUCCGCCUCAUUUUGCCAAAGAGUAUCGCUACUGGAAGAAAAUGGAACUCAACAUUUUUUGCAAGAGAGGAAGCCAUUUUGGUGUUCACUCCUGUUUGGUGUGUGUUCCGGUGUUAUGAAGGAAGGACUCUUAAGACAAUGAGUGUUAUUUCGAGCGCUCAUGCCCUUGACCAGUGCAAAAAGACAGACAUCAGGCUUGACAAAACUGAAGACCCUUGUCAUAGAGGAUGACACAGGUCGAUUUAACGUAUUUUCCCCGCUUUCACUCCUGUAAAUGGACGAUAACAAACUCCGAAACAUAGCAUGCUUCUUUUGUACCUCCCCAGAGUGAACAUGGUUGGUGUCGAAUGUCUUUUAUUGAAAGAGAUGUUGCCCGUUGUAUUUUCCUCGUGUUACCUUCACCCCUCGUCGCGCCCGUGGAAUGUAAGCGGUCGGCGAGGUCGGGGCAAUUAAACCGAGCAACGGGAUUGGCUGUGGGGCAUGAUGACAGAGGGACAUACAGGGGUGGUGCACCGCGACACAGGACGCGUGUGACCAGUGUUGUGUGAUAUCUCGUUGGCACAUUUUAUUAUCUUUUAACAGUCAUUUCAAAUGUUGUUUAUUUCUUCAAGGUUUUCACUGAGACGUCGCAAAGUAAUUAAUUUCACGGUUCAUGGUUCAUGUUUAUGUAUCUAGAUCCGGGAGGAUUCAUUAUAGCUGUGUCAUCUCUUGCCCCUGUUUGGCGAGGGGUUGAAUAUCUUCUUCCCCUUGCUAGUCUUUGCUAAUGAACGUGCACUACACACACACACACACACCAACACAUUAACACUGUUCAGCAUCACUAGUAUUUCUUGUCAAAAGCAACAUAUAUUGUUAAAGGGUUUCAUUAUCCCUAAACAGACCUGUCAGAUGGAGAUCUAUGGAGUCUCACCCGUCUCUCCCUACUUCGAGCAUCCCGGGUAACUCUUGUUUAUGUGUGUGUGUGUUUUAUCAAACCCACGCUGGGCAGAACCAGAGCAGGCACCAAUGCUGCUAUCAAGUCAUCAAAUCAUAUCCAGUAGAAAUAAGAACAACAGUGUUACUCCUCUUCAAUUAUCUCCAACGAGGCAACUAUAUUUUCCUUACCCUUUUUCUUGCUGUCCCGGUGAGCUAGAAAACUAAUUUGCACACCGUGUCGCCGCACAUGCCCGCGCCAACGCUGUUGCUCAACCGCCGCCCGCCCGCCACGGGCUGUUGAACAUCCACACAACACGCUCUAGUUAGCUGUAGACGGUUCCUCUCUCUGCAGCGGCUCACUGCGUGCGCGUCCACGUGUGUGUGUGUGUGUGUGUGUGUGUGUGUGUGUGUGUGUUUGGGUGGCUGUGUAUUCACAUGAGCAUGCGUGUGUGGGGGAGGGAAGGUGUGUUUAAUGCCUCGCAGAUCAAAAAGCAGGAAUGCGUACUAUACCGUGCUGUGAUGGGUACAUCUGGGUUACCCAUAGUGCACGGCGGGAGGCCCCAGCGUCGACAGGAAGAAAUCCGCUGAAGGGUAGGAGCGGUAAUGAACUCUACGCGCCGGGGUAACGGACUGCUCCCGCGCUCGGCUGUGCGUGAGCUCGCUCUGUGAAGGCGCACGUGUGGCUGAAGAGAUCGGUGCAAGCUAAUUGGACGAAUCCUUAAUGGCUUUUACCAGUAAUGGGCGUGGAUAUGGGGAGAAAAGGUCUGUGUCAUUUCACGAAUCGCCAGGUGGGAAACCUGCUACAGGUAUCAUUGGGGGACCAGGAGAGCGUGUGUGUGCGUGUGUGUGUGUGUGUCUGUGUGUUAGUUUUAAACUACGUGAAUCCCAUGUUUCGUAAGGCUUUGGAGGAGGUCAGAGGUGAUGAGACACCAAGCAGUGCUGCUAUCAACAGGAACAGUUGACACAGGAAGUAAGAGAACAGGAUGUGAGGGUGGUCAUGUGUGUCUUUGUUUGUCACACGGGAAUCCGCCAGAUGGGAACAUCCAGCAACUCGCACAAAAAGCCCUUUGCUUUCUAUUUUUUUCUUGAAAUGACAAGACCUGUCUCAAAUAGCCGGAGAAAUCUGCGGGAAACUUGGGGUUUGGGUAGAUGAGUUUGCAGACCCAGGCAAGACGAAACCGACAUGAAGUGAAACAUGGCAUAUCUCAUUUGAACAUCUUUUGUUUGUUAACAUCACUGGCGUAGUGAUUUGACUUUUAAUAGAUUUAUUGUCCGCCUAUGUCAUAGGGAUGGACCGCUCAAAGAAAUUGCAUUUUCAACCUUUUUGACCCACCACUUACACUUACAUCGUAAAUCCUAUUACACCAUAAUGUGAUUGUGAAACUAUAUACCACUCAAUUACUCAUUUGAUUUCUUCUUGUUUUUUUUUGUAUGCAAGGGCGAAGCAGAAUGGACAUGCAGCACCGAUAGAAAACAGAUUAUAUUAUACCAACUGUGCUGGUCUGGGCCAUUAUUAGGAAGGUGUUCCAGACAAGGAUGUUUAAGUGUUAGUUUAACAUUUUCCAUUGGUUGUUACCUGUUAAAGAAAGUAUUUCAUCCUGCAUCACAGGUUAGAAUAUGGGAAUGAAAAACGAUUAUUUUAACAAAUAUUGAUUAAUGAUGCUAUUUUUGUAUAUUGGCUAUUUCAUGUGCAUUUAUUUUUUUUAAAUAUGCAGUUGGUGUUCGGUUAUUUGGUGUUGUCUUUUUGUUACAUGACAGGGGCUUAAAGUCACUCAUUUUAUAAACUAGGACAGCUUUCAAAUAGAACAACAGACAUUGGGUUGGGUAUCACCAAAAUGCAAUCGUCUCUCUGACCUAACACAUGCCACAGGCAUUAAAAGUGAUAGUACAUUCUAGAUCUGAUUAUAGUCAAGUGUUGGUCAUUAUGAAUAGAGAUAAUGGCCUUACGGUUAUCAUCCUUUAUAUGAUUUAGUUUUUUUGAUUUGCUUUUUGUUUUUUCAUCAUGUGCAAGUGACAUCUGAGGUGUUUUUGAAAGCAGCCUGUGAAAAGCCUUUAAUGGGAAUACCAACAAUCUUUUUUCUUCUAAUCUAGCAGAUGGCAUUGUAUAAUAUAGCUUGUCUCAGUAUAUCACUCCACUACUUAUUCUUGGAUGUAAAUAUGCUAAUUUUACAAGGGAUUUACUGUUUAAUGUCUUUAUUGCAAAUCCGCUGGUGGCGAUUGCUUCUGAGUUAGCAUCAUGUUGACAUACUCUGGUAUUGGAGAACUUUUUUUUAACAGGUUUGCCUUUUUCCACUUGGUUCAAUGAAGGAAUUACAUCCCUAAUUCAUCAUCCGUUUCAUUUAUUAAGGAGUUGUUUUCCUUUUCCUUUUACACAUUAGAACUUUACGCAUUGUAAAUUAUUUGUAAUUGUGUUUAUUCAUCAGUGUUCAUCUAUAAGUAAGUGUUUGCAGCGUGUACCGAGCAAAACAUUUUCAGAAGGAGUUAUAAGUAUUCCCUCUCAUCUAAAACACUGUCUGUACCGCACCGAGACGGAAGGAGCCAGAAUGUACACGCUCUCCCUGUCUUCUGUCUACUGUAAGGCAACGUAAGCCAAUCAUAAUGUUACGUUUUCUCAGUUUUUUUUCCCACAAACCUGCUAAUCUUUCCCUAGUGCUAUACCUGACUCUGAGUAGUGGAGUUGUAAGCUCCACAGCUUCCUGUGAUGAUAGCUGUUGUGUUAUGGUAGGUGGCAACACCGUCUGAUACGUGUCAGGUAUCGUUUAGGUUUUGACUUCUCCUUUUUCUUUUCUUUUUCUCCUUGCUAUAUGUAAAAGCACUCAGAAUAUCUAUAUUAGGUGGGUGCACUCCAUGCUUCAAUCUCUAAAACAAACAUAUUUUUUAAAUAAAGAAGAAAAAAGUGUUGAGAAAACCAAUGAUACCCUACACGGCUUGCCUUUCAUGUUUCGUCACUUCUCUGCGCUUGGCCUAGUCCCUUAUUCUUGGCGCUGACAAUUACCGAGGUUGCAUUUUGGAUCGUGUUUGAAGCCGAGUCGUUUGUUAAAUUAUUCGGGGUGGGUUGGGCGGGGGGGGAUUAGAUAGCACUUGGAGUUCCCCUUGAGGGUUUGGGAAAUUGUGUCAUACGAGAGAUGCAAACCCUGACUAAAUGGAGUUCCUUUUUUAGGUUCACAAAAAAACCAGCGGGACACUUUGCUCGCCUUUUGAGAAAGAUGAUUAAUUUAAAACACAGUCCCGUCCCGAUUGGACAAUGAGGUUUGCACUGAUAGGGUUUUCACAAUGGGGUAAAAGUUGUAGUUGACCAAUUUGACAACUGUCUAUCUGGUGGUGUUAGCAGCAGAGUGUUUCUGUACUUGACCUGGCCCCUUGCACCAUUCCAUCCUGGCUUUCCUUCACUGUUCCUUCUAUGCAACAUCACGAAAAAAGAUAAAGACCAACAAACACAUGACCUAUUUUAGUCUUUGUACACAGUACUUUGUAUUGGUUUCAUGAACUCAAAUAAAAUGAAUAGAAUCAA
This is a messenger RNA of Gadus macrocephalus (Pacific cod), 6768 nucleotides long. RefSeq names its product tetraspanin 9a (gene tspan9a). Gene Ontology annotation, cellular component: membrane. The coding region runs from base 1099 to 2172 and encodes 357 amino acids. The record is from RefSeq and is a predicted model, not a curated record. NCBI's taxonomy places the organism in Eukaryota, Metazoa, Chordata, Actinopteri, Gadiformes, Gadidae. The transcript has 7 exons.